Jatropha curcas is the source of this 1920-nucleotide messenger RNA. Its product is annotated as amino-acid permease BAT1 homolog. Gene Ontology annotation, molecular function: transmembrane transporter activity. Gene Ontology annotation, cellular component: membrane. Lineage: Eukaryota; Viridiplantae; Streptophyta; Magnoliopsida; Malpighiales; Euphorbiaceae. Gene Ontology annotation, biological process: transmembrane transport; amino acid transport. The record is from RefSeq and is a predicted model, not a curated record.
UAUACUGAUUCAGAAGUAAGAAACCAAACAUUCUAUAUGUAUAAAAAUCAUCUGAACAAACUUGGAAAUGGUUAUCUAUAAUGCUGUAGCUAGCUACUUCUACUUUAAUUCUGUUGAUAAACAACAAGAAAUUCUCCUUAUUGAGAUUAUUCUCUAUUUAACUAAUGGCUCCGAGGGUUCAAGAAGAAAUCGAUUCUGCAGAGAAAAGACUCAAUGAGCUUGGAUACAAGCAAGAACUCAGGAGAGAAAUGACCCUGUUUAAGACAAUUGCGAUUACAUUCUCAAGCAUGGCAGUUUUCACUGGAACACCUCUGUAUGGGCCAAGCUUACGUUAUGCAGGACCUGCACCUAUGAUAUGGGGAUGGGUAGUUGUCACAUUCUUUACCUGGUUUAUUGGAAUAGCCAUGGCUGAAAUUUGCUCCUCUUUCCCUACAACAGGUUCACUUUACUUUUGGGCUGCCCAUUUGGCUGGGCCCAAAUGGGGACCAUUUGCAUCUUGGUGCUGUGCCUGGCUCGAGACCAUCGGUGUCAUUUUUGGAAUCGGUGCUCAGGCAUAUUCAGCAUCACAGGCUCUACAAAUGAUCAUUCUCUUGUCAACAGGAACUAACAUCAGUGGAGGUUACUUUGCUUCAAGAAGUGUAUUCCUGUGCAUGUAUAUAGGUUUUACCCUUAUAUGGGCAGUUCUCAACACAUUUGCUUUACAAGUCAUUGCAAUUCUUGACAUAAUCUCCAUGUGGUGGCAGGUGAUUGGGGGUUUAAUGGUGAUAAUAAUGCUUCCGUUGGUAGCAAGACCAACACAACCAGCUUCAUAUGUGUUCAGUCAUUUUGAGACAGCACCUGAAGCAACUGGGAUUAGCAGUACACCUUAUGCAGUAAUUAUGUCUGUACUACUAAGCAACUACUGCUUGUAUGGCUAUGACACUGCAGCUCAUUUAACUGAGGAAACAAAAGGUGCUGAUAGAACUGGACCGAUUGCAAUUCUUUCUAGCAUUGGAAUCAUUUCUGCUUUUGGAUGGGGUUACAAUUUAGCUCUUACUUUCAGUAUCAAGGACCCUAACCAUUUAUAUGAUCCGAACAAUGAGACUGGUGGUGCACUUGUUCCUGCACAGAUAAUCUAUGAUGCAUUUCGUGGCAGGUAUCAUAAUGGAGCUGGAGCUGUUGUUUUUCUCUGCAUCAUUUGGGGUUCUUUCUUCUUCUGUGGACUCUCAGUAACUACUAGUGCUGGCAGAGUGGUUUAUGCUCUGUCAAGAGACAAUGGAAUCCCAUUUUCACACGUAUGGAGAAGAAUUCACCCAAAAUACAAGGUUCCAAGAAAUGCUGUUUGGCUGUGUGCUGCAAUAGCUAUAAUUCUUGGACUACCCAUCUUGAAGCUUGAUGUGGUUUUCACAGCCAUUAUAUCAAUAAGUACAAUUGGAUGGGUAGGAGGGUAUGCUGUACCAAUAUUUGCAAGGCUAAUGAUGGAUGAGAAGAACUUCAAACCAGGACCCUUUUACUUGGGUAGGGCAAGGAGACCAGUUUGCUUGAUAGCCUUUCUAUGGAUUUGUUAUACUUGUUCAGCUUUUCUAUUGCCAACCUCAUACCCCAUAAAAUGGAAAACCUUCAACUAUGCUCCAGUUGCUCUCGGGGUUUCUUUGAGUUUGAUUAUGCUCUGGUGGGUUUUGGACGCAAGGAAAUGGUUCAAGGGGCCUGUAAGAAAUAUUGACGUGCAGAAUGGAGAUGUCUAACGUUUUUUUUCUCUUUUUUGUAAAAUUAAUUGAUGUAUAUAUGGGAUACUAGCUAGUUUCCUAAUCGCAUCUUGCAAGAUAAAACUUGUUUAGAUCUGGUAUGUAGGUCUAUAUAUGGAUCAUACCAUUUGAAAAUCAAAAUUUUUCUCUUUUUGCUUUUCCUAAUUAAUGAAUAGUCAAAAAUAUUUUCAUUUCA